Messenger RNA from Kluyveromyces marxianus DMKU3-1042, 594 nucleotides. RefSeq names its product thioredoxin peroxidase TSA2 (gene TSA2). Gene Ontology annotation, biological process: response to oxidative stress; cellular response to stress; cell redox homeostasis. Gene Ontology annotation, molecular function: thioredoxin peroxidase activity. The transcript has a single exon. The record is from RefSeq and is a predicted model, not a curated record. Gene Ontology annotation, cellular component: cytosol. Bases 1 to 594 code for a protein of 197 amino acids. Lineage: Eukaryota; Fungi; Ascomycota; Saccharomycetes; Saccharomycetales; Saccharomycetaceae.
AUGGUUGCCCAAGUCCAAAAGCCAGCCCCAGAGUUCAAGAAGACCGCUGUCAUUGACGGUGUUUUCGACGAAGUUUCCCUAGAAAAAUACAAGGGUAAGUACGUUGUCUUGGCCUUCAUUCCAUUGGCCUUCACCUUCGUGUGCCCAACUGAAAUCAUUGCCUUCUCUGAAGCUGCCAAGAAGUUCGAAGAAAUUGGUGCUCAAGUUUUGUUCGCUUCCACUGACUCCGAAUACUCCUUGUUGGCAUGGACCAACGUUGCUAGAAAGGACGGUGGUCUAGGUCCAGUCAACAUUCCAUUGAUUGCUGACACCAACCACUCCUUGUCCAGAGACUACGGUGUCUUGAUCGAAGAAGAAGGUAUUGCCUUGAGAGGUUUGUUCUUGAUCGAUCCAAAGGGUAUUGUGAGACACAUCACCAUCAACGACUUGCCAGUCGGUAGAAACGUUGAAGAAGCUUUGAGAUUGGUCGAAGGUUUCCAAUGGACCGACAAGAACGGUACCGUCUUGCCAUGUAACUGGACUCCAGGUUCCGCUACCAUCAAGCCAGACGUCGAAGCUUCUAAGGAAUACUUCGCUGCCGCUAACAAGGAAUAA